AUGUCGGACAAAGGUUCUAUAUGCCAAGCCGUAGGACUAUACAUCGCCAUGAUUUUAGAUGACUUGAAGACCCCUAAUCCCACAUACGACAUCCUAGGGGGUGGCUCCAGGAUUGGUGGUCGUGUAUACACUCAUCACUUUGGCGAUGAGCCGCACGACUACUACCAUACCGGCGCUAUGCGGUAUCCUGAUAUCCCAACUAUGAAGCGUACUUUAGAACACUUCAAGCUCACCAAAAUGCCCCCGAUUUCAUAUUAUCCGGAUGGCGAAUCCAACUGUCCGCGCACGUUUGGUGCCCGCCUCUUAAAUCCGGAUAUGGCGGACCUGUAUCAUGCCAGCAAGAAGAACGGCGGCUGUAUACCGAACGAUUUAUAUAAUAACUUCGAUAUCGGUUUUGCCGAGCUUGUAACUGUUGACAACUUUAGUACUCGGGAGUUCCUUAGACGAGGUAAGUCACAUGGAGGGCUGCGUCGGUAUGACUUCUCUACUCGGUGGAUGGUGACUUGGAAUACGUCGACCGACUUGUUCGAUCGGGCCUUUCCCGAGAGCGUCGUAGAUUCGUUUGGCCUUGACAACCCUAGGAUGGAGAUAAGAAUGUGUACCUGGACGAGCAAGCAAGUUGACGCUGCUAAUAUCGACCGAAGACCACAUGAAGAGGACAACAUGUCGGUUAAGUAUAAUACUAACGAGGAGACAUCCCGUCAAGGAUACUGCACCGUGUUUAGUGCCUUGUUGCUGGGCUGCUUAGGACGUGUUGAUUUGCAUAGGCUUGAGUUGCACCCGUACCAGAAGGCCGCAACCCGUAGACUACACUACGAUAACUCUGUCAAAGUAGCACCUAGGGUUAAGUAUCCUUGGGGUGUUGCCUCGACAGACUUACUGUUGUGCACUUUUGUCUAUCCGUCCUAUAACCUAAACGAUGGUGCCGAUAAGCCAGCGGUACUACGUCUUGGAUUAUUAGUUGGCGAGGAUGAGUUGAUCGAGCUAAUAUUGCGUGACUCGGCCUCGAUACACUCACAGCACAUAACCAACUUGUACCCGCACCUGGCCUGGCCGACUGCUGAUAGCAAGUUCCAUAUCUUACCCUAUCCCUUUGAUAUAUGGGAAUAUAUCAUCAAAUUGGAACAGUACCGGGGUAAAGCAACUGGGGUAGCCGACUCAGAAGUCGUGAUGAACGGAACCGUACAUUUACAAGUUGCAUUGGGGAGGCCUCGUAAAGAGGAUUAA
Daldinia loculata is the source of this 1227-nucleotide messenger RNA. RefSeq lists its product as uncharacterized. The record is from RefSeq and is a predicted model, not a curated record. The coding region runs from base 1 to 1227 and encodes 408 amino acids. The transcript is spliced from 8 exons. NCBI's taxonomy places the organism in Eukaryota, Fungi, Ascomycota, Sordariomycetes, Xylariales, Hypoxylaceae.